This is a messenger RNA of Dermochelys coriacea (leatherback sea turtle), 2640 nucleotides long. RefSeq names its product reticulocalbin 1 (gene RCN1). The transcript is spliced from 7 exons. Bases 177 to 1145 code for a protein of 322 amino acids. Gene Ontology annotation, molecular function: calcium ion binding. The record is from RefSeq and is a predicted model, not a curated record. Gene Ontology annotation, cellular component: endoplasmic reticulum. Lineage: Eukaryota; Metazoa; Chordata; Testudines; Dermochelyidae.
AAGGGGUGCUGGUGGCGAAGUACAGCUCCACGCUUGCUGUCUGUCCAGAUGCGGGGAGUGCGAGUGUGUGGGCUUGGGAGGUGAAGGGUACCAGGCUCAGCUGCUGCGUGUAGGGACCGGUACAAAGGUCUCACGCGUGCCGGCGCUUUUGGAGGUGAUGCAGCAAGACCAGAGAAAUGGGCUUCCAGGCUGCCUGCUGCUUCGUGCUGCUGCUUUGCACAGGAGGGUCACUCAGCAAGCCCACUCUCAGGAAGGAGAGGGUCGUUCAUCCAGACCCUCAGCUCAGCGAUCAGCUGCACGAAGAUAACCAAAGCUUCCAGUAUGACCACGAAGCUUUUCUGGGCAAGGAGGAAGCCAAGACUUUCGAUCAGCUCACCCCAGAAGAAAGCAAAGAGAAACUAGGGAAAAUUGUUGAUAGAAUAGACAAUAACAAUGAUGGCUACGUCACAACAGAGGAAUUGAAAAACUGGAUUAAGCGAGUGCAGAAACGCUACAUCUACGAAAAUGUGGCUAAAGUCUGGAGAGAUUAUGACCUAAACAAGGAUAACAAAAUAUCCUGGGAAGAAUACAAACAAGCCACCUAUGGUUAUUAUCUAGAAAAUCCAGAAGAAUUUCAAGAUGCGACUGAUCAACACAGUUUUAAAAAAAUGCUGCCCAGGGAUGAAAGGCGAUUCAAAACUGCAGACCUAGACGGAGACUCAGCUGCCACUCGUGAGGAGUUCACUGCCUUUCUUCAUCCGGAGGAGUUUGAGCAUAUGAAAGACAUUGUCGUCUUAGAAACAUUGGAGGACAUAGACAAAAACGAGGAUGGUUUUGUGGAUCAAGACGAGUACAUUGCUGAUAUGUUUGCACAUGAGGAAGGUGGACCAGAACCUGACUGGGUAAUUACUGAACGUGAGCAGUUUUCUGAUUUUCGGGAUAUAAACAAGGAUGGGAAGAUGGAUAAAGAGGAGAUUCGGCACUGGAUUCUCCCACAAGACUAUGAUCACGCACAAGCUGAAGCUAGGCACUUAGUCUAUGAAUCAGACGUAGACAAGGAUCAAAAGUUAACCAAAGAGGAGAUUCUAGAAAACUGGAACAUGUUUGUUGGCAGCCAAGCUACCAAUUAUGGGGAAGAUCUCACAAAAAAUCAUGAUGAACUAUGAUAUUUUUUACGACUCAGUGUGGCACAGACUGUUCAGUUUCUCACCACGUUAAUGAAGUCACUGUGGUUUUUUCUGGCUGAAUAACUUGCACCAAUAUGUUUUUAAACAAAGCAGCUUAUUACCUCAGAAAUGGGGUAGAAAUAGCCUCUAACUCUGCACCAUUAAAUGCAAGAGCUAGUCACUACAAUUUUAUUUUAAGAACCCCCUCACUGUUCUGAAUAGAUUGCAGUAUCACUUUGGGAAUGAACUUCUAAGACUUAGUUCUUAGGCUCAUUAGAAGUAUUUCACAUUUUCUUUAAAUACCUUUGUUUUUCCUGUAGGGAAAUGCAGUUUUGAUCAGGAAGAAACUUAUUGAAUGUUUAAACAGAUUCCGAGUUUAGUGUUGUAUUUUUAAAAAAAAUAGUAACUAAGAAUUUAGAACUAUAUUCGCCCUUUCCCAUAUAAAGGAGAGAUCUUACCUGAUAAGGGCCAUCGCCUUUUUUCCUCCAUGCUGUAGUUUUUCCUCCUGGUUGGGUCCAGAGGUGCUGAAUGAAUAAGACCUUUUGGAAUACAGACAUGUGCACCAGCCCUAUGGAUCAUUUGAGUGCAACACCUACAACUAAUCACUGCCCCCAGUUCCCUUUCACCAAUCAGUAGCAGCACAUCUGGCACAUUGGCUGUCACCCCACGGUUGUUCUUUGAUGAGGACAAUAGAGUCCAUGCUGACAAUUACUACUACAGAGGUAAUAUAGGAUGAUUGACAAGAAUUAUGGCACAUGGACCUUUGUUUCCAACUCAUCCCACACUUCGUACAAGAGACACACUCCACUUUUACUAUGUAGGGUCUUUGCUGACUCAUUCAUGUCAUGUGGAAAAGAAAUGAGCAUCUACCCUCUGGACCCUUCUUGAGCUUAUGGGCCUUCUGUUCUCCUCUGUGCUGCAUCAGGGAUGCAUGUGGUUUAAAGUGCUGGUUUGUAUAUAUACACACACAUUUAUAUCACCAAGUUGUACCAUAGGUGGAUGGUUUUCCUUCAGAACAGUAAACCUUCCGUAUGGCUGCAUUUUUUACUGUAUAAUAUGAGCUGUUCUUUUUUAUGUACACUGUGGGUUUUUUAGCCCCUGUACUGAGUUGACAACAUGCACAAUAAAACCAUGACUUUCUUUUUGAUACUAUGAAGGUGCAGAAAUGUUAAUAGAGGAGUCAUGUGGGAGGGGGAAGUAAAGACAGGAACCAACGGCAAGCUUUUAAACAGUAGUUCCAAAACUGAGGUCUCCAGACUGUAGGUAGUCCAUGAAGCACUUGCUGGUAGCCCACAGAGAGCUGGCUGGGGACAUGCCAGGGUUCCUUCAUGUUUCCAGCUGAUGAAUCACACUAAAGGAAGCUAAAAAAUACAUUAUGUUCCAUGUAAACAAUUGCUGUAGUUACCAGUAGGCUGUAAUUGGCAGGGGAAUUUAUCUGCACAUGCAUGAAUGGCAGGAGAGGCAUCCACAAUACAUUUCCUCUAGGAUGUGUGCU